Molecule: messenger RNA, 791 nt
Organism: Odontomachus brunneus
Lineage: Eukaryota; Metazoa; Arthropoda; Insecta; Hymenoptera; Formicidae
Exons: 2
Coding region: 49-357 (102 amino acids)
Source: RefSeq, a predicted model, not a curated record
CUUCGUACUGGUCUAGAUUAUUAGAUUUUAAAUGUGUAGAACUUAGUGAUGCCGAUUAGCUUCAUCUGUCCGCUUCACCAGAGAGGAACGACCCGAUGGCGAGUUGCUCCUGAGAGGUCUUCUUUUAUAUGGUACUUGGCAUAUGGGAAGAGGAAAGGAGGUGACAAGAAGGUGGGGAUGUUAGCAAGAGAGGAUGGUGGUGAGAAAUUUGUUGUCUGUCAUGAUUUGGAAAUUGGGAGCAUAGAUUGUCAGAUUGGACUAAUCUUUUGUCCAUUAUCCCUGUUGAGAUUGUUGGGGUAUAUAGAAUCCUCUGCUCCUGUGGUAAAGUCUAUAUUGAAGAAACCGGAAGGAUGGUGAACACACGUACAAAGGAACAUCAAAAAGCAGUCAAACUGAAAAACGGAACGCAGUCAGCAUUAGAGGAACACAAUCUAGAAAGCGGACACAAAAUGCGGUUCGACAAAGUAACAGUACUGGCCAGAACUAACAACUACUUCCCUAGGAAAUACAGGGAAUCUUUGGAAAUUCAAAAGCACCUCAACAAUCUCAACAGAGAUAAUGGACUAAAAAUCAGUCCAAUCAGACACCACGAAAGCCGAAAAAAUCAAAUUAAAAUAUAUAUUAUAUUAUAUAUUAAAAUAUAUUUUUUUCUCAAUGUGACUAGUUGUAGUAUUUUGUUUAUUAUGCAUCCUUAUAAUGUGACCAGAAAGCUUUUCUAUGCUACACUUACUGUUAAUCGGAAAGCUUUUCUAUGCUAUACUUACUGUUAAUCGGAAAAUAGUGUAACAAUA